Haplochromis burtoni (Burton's mouthbrooder) is the source of this 1895-nucleotide messenger RNA. Its product is annotated as GTPase IMAP family member 9. NCBI's taxonomy places the organism in Eukaryota, Metazoa, Chordata, Actinopteri, Cichliformes, Cichlidae. Gene Ontology annotation, molecular function: GTP binding. The transcript is spliced from 2 exons. The coding region runs from base 57 to 1040 and encodes 327 amino acids. The record is from RefSeq and is a predicted model, not a curated record.
CACACGGCAAGGACAUCGUGAGGUUCCGGUGACGACUGUGAUUUCUUUUUAACAACAUGGACGCACUGACUUCAAAGAGAAUUGUUCUACUUGGAAAAACUGGGGCUGGGAAAAGCAGCCUGGCCAACACCAUACUGGGAGAGAAUGUCUUCAACGUAUGCCAUUCACCCGUUUCUGAAAUUAGUCUGCCCCGUUUAGUAAUUAGGUCUGUAAAUGGAAAUAACAUCAGUUUUAUUGACACUUGCAGUAUUUUUGACACAGGCAUGUCUGAGCAAUUACUCAGGGAUGAGAUAGUGAGGUGCAUGACAGAGUGCGCUCCCGGACCUCAUGCUUUUCUCAUCGUCCUCAAAGUGGAGAAAUUUACACAGCAGGAGCAAGAUGUAAUCAAAAAAAUAUGUCAAGAUUUCUCUGAAGAUGCUAUGAAAUACGCUGCCGUUGUCUUCACUCAUGGCGACCAGCUCGCAGAGGGAACGAGAAUCGAGGAAUUCAUCAGUCAUAACAAAGAGCUCAGCAAUCUGGUGGAGAAGUGUGGAGGCAGAUGCCAUGUUGUUGAUAAUAAAUACUGGAAAGACAAGAAAGAAGAUGACUACAGGAGCAAUCGGUUCCAAGUAGCAGAGAUACUCAGGACAAUAGACAAAAUAAGUGAGGCAAACAAUGGAAGCUGCUACACCAAUAAGAUGCUACAAAAGAUAGAAAGUGAACUACAGAAAGAGGAAGAGCUUAUUAAAAAGUCAUCAGCAAACAUGUCGGUUGAACAGAUUGCAAUUGAAGCUAAAAAGGGUGUGAUGAACAAGCUGCUGAUUAUAUUUGCAGGUACAGCAACAGGCGUAUUGGUUGGAGCCUUUCUUGGUGUGGCAAAGAUGGUCACAUCAACUUUUUUGAAUCUGCAGGAGCAGACAGAUGCAACAGUAUCACUAGCUGCUAUACAGAAAGGCUUAGAGGGAGGUCGGUUAGGAUAUGCUGCAGCUGAACAAUCAGAAAGUGCAUCAGAAGCCUUUCAGAAAGCUGCUAAAGCUGUCCUGGAACACACUGUUAAAUAAUUGUUAGGAUCAUGACAACGACAGAGAGUGGACAGCAAAGAAAGCAGAGAAAGGAGUGUUGUUUUCUUAUGACUUGUAUGAUUACUUUAUAAGUAGAGAUAGUGGCAGUAGAGGAACUAUUUAGGUAUUUAGUCAAGGAAAAGUAGCAUUUGCUAAACACUUACACUACUUUGUUCCAGUUAAAUAUUAGCAAAUACAGGUACUUUUCAAGAAUAAUUUUCUUUAUACAAUUGGUUAUAGAUGCUGAUGCAUUUUUUUACAAUCUAUCAAAGUACAUCAAUAAACACAGAUGUAAAACAAUAUAUUUGUAAAACAUUAUAUUUGUUGGUAUUCACUUCUUAAUCAUUUCUGUCAGCUGUAAGCAGAAUAAUAAAUUACUAUGAAUUUGAAAAAAAUAUUUUAAGCAACUUAUAAAUAAACACACAUUUUAAGACCUUCAGGAGUGAACUUGUGUAAAUGCUUUGAUUUAAACUUGAUUAUGUCUUAUUACAAUUCAAUGAAACAGGUACAUAUUAAACGGAAAUGUAUAUAUCUGAAUUUUUUUCUUUUCUUUUCUUCCAGCAAUAAAAAAAAAACUAUUGAUGAAUCUCUGUAGUUUCUUAGGGUGAACAAUAUCGACCUGGGAGCUGGUUAUAAUAUACCGUGAUUUGGUAUUUAUAGUAUUUGCUAUGCUUUAGCCUUCAAAAUGUAUUACAUUGUCCCUCCUAAAGAUUGGUAUGUUUUUUAAAUAACUCCUUUUACAAGCUUUUAAGAUGUCUCCACUGUUUGUUUAUGAAAGACAGACGGUCCAACUUUCCAUUAUUAUUAUGAGAAACCCCAGUAUACUAGAAAGACAUGCAUAUGACAAGGACACAA